This is a messenger RNA of Sphaeramia orbicularis (orbiculate cardinalfish), 1773 nucleotides long. RefSeq names its product beta 3-glucosyltransferase b (gene b3glctb). The record is from RefSeq and is a predicted model, not a curated record. The transcript is spliced from 15 exons. Gene Ontology annotation, molecular function: glycosyltransferase activity. The coding region runs from base 114 to 1550 and encodes 478 amino acids. Lineage: Eukaryota; Metazoa; Chordata; Actinopteri; Kurtiformes; Apogonidae. Gene Ontology annotation, cellular component: membrane.
ACAGCUGCAAGAGGCGACUAACACACUGGCACUACAGGAAUGUAGCUAACAAAUGUCUCUUGUUCGUCAUGAAAAAUCCGUCAUAACGAACAAAACCAGCUGCCACGGAAGAGAUGCCAUACUGUAAUGUGGCUAAGAGAUACAGACUGGUCGCCCUGUUCCUUACUUUGUUUGGUCCCACAGCUGGGCAUCAAACCAGAGGUCAUAAUCAUGCAGCUGAGCAUCAGCAGCACAUCGCACACAGCCCAGCUGGAUUGGAGGACGUGGUUCUCGUGAUCCAGAGCCAGAGGAACUCCUUCCACGCCCAGCGAGGGCAACAGAGAAGGCAGGAGAUUCUGCAACAGGCCGCAGAACUUGGACAGGGAUUUCCAUUUGUCAUUCUUCUUCAUGAGCUUUCAGACUACGAAGGGGACUGGAGCAUCCUGCCUGCCCUUCCUCUUCUCUCUGACUCCUACAGAUCAGCGUCCUGGUUUUUAUUCAUAGAGGAGGAAACGAGAGUCACACUGGCCGCUCUGCUGCAGGUUCUCAGCAGAUAUGAAGCCACAAAGGAAUGGUUUCUGGGUAAACGUAUCCAUGACAUCGAGGCCUCCAUCAUCCACCACUAUGCCUUCUCUGAGGAUCCCAGUUCCUUUGGGUAUCCUGACCCUGCGGCCGGUUGGGCUCUCAGCGCUGCUCUGCUACAGAGACUCGCUGAACGGAUUCAGUAUGAGUAUCUGAAAUCAGACUUCACCAUCGACUUAAUACACGAGAUUGCUUUGUACAUCUGGGAGGAGGGGAAGGGUCCCAAGCUGACAGCAGCACCGGAGUUUUGUACAGAACCGAGAGGCAACUGUCUCACCACGUUUACAUCGUACCUGCCAAACUGUGGUCCUCCAGUGUCUAAAGAACACAUAUUCAUUGCAGUGAAAACUUGCCAAAAAUUUCACUCAGAGCGAGUGCCCGUGGUAAAGGCGACCUGGGAGGCAGACGCCGGCCCGUUAGAAUACUACAGUGACGUCGCUGACAGUUCCAUCCCUACAGUCAGUCUGGGAGUCCCCAAUACAGAGAGAGGACACUGUGGGAAGACAUUUGCCAUACUGAAGCGGUUCCUAAGUAACGCUGUGCCAAAGGCUGACUGGUUACUCAUUGUUGAUGAUGAUACACUCAUCAGUUUGCCUCGGUUGCGACGCCUGCUGCGGUGCUAUGACCCGAAGGAGGAGGUCAGUCUGGGAGAAAGAUACGGAUAUGGUUUGGUUCAGAAUGGAUACAGCUACACCACAGGAGGAGGAGGGAUGGUGCUCAGCAGGGCGGCCGUGUCCAGGAUCAUAUCAGGCGGAUGUAGCUGCUACACCGAUGAUGCCCCUGAUGACAUGGUUCUGGGAAUGUGCCUGAAAACACUCAGCAUUCCCAUCACACAUAGUCCACUGUUCCACCAGGCCCGACCGGAUGACUACUCAGAGAUGCGGUUAUCCUCGCAGCAGGCCAUCUCCUUCCACAAGCACUGGAACGUGGACCCGGUGGCUGUCUACAAACACUGGCUGCAGGACACCCAUCCACAUGAUGAACUGUAGGAACUGUGAGAGUACUGUCCACAAACACUAAAUCAAUUUGUAUGCUCUGCAGGAUUCAGCUACAAACACCUACAUGCAUUUAAAAAGGUUUUCUGCAAGUUCUUAGAAUGCAGAUGCGCCUGCUUUUUAACAUGGACAGCCAGUUCCAACAUAAUUAAACAUAAUCCUUUGGGUAUUUGCUAAUUUACAACUGGUGUAGGUGGAGGAUUUUACUACACUGCAA